Messenger RNA from Aspergillus piperis CBS 112811, 591 nucleotides. RefSeq lists its product as uncharacterized. The transcript has a single exon. The record is from RefSeq and is a predicted model, not a curated record. Lineage: Eukaryota; Fungi; Ascomycota; Eurotiomycetes; Eurotiales; Aspergillaceae. The coding region runs from base 211 to 585 and encodes 124 amino acids.
CAGAUACACAUAACGAGGAGAAGAGGCAGUAUGCUCAAGGCACAGACUUAUAUAAGCCAUGGAUUUACAGUGUAUAUUUACUAAUAUCAUGAUCGUCCUAGUCCAGAACUGCAUACUACUACUCAGCGUCCCAAUAUAAAUAACCAUCCCGUGAGGUAGCAACAAUUCUGAACAUUGGCCGCCCAAUCAAUGCAUUGAAAUAACAGGCCCAUGGGCAACAACCCGCCAAAUCUACACCUGCGCCAACAACCGAUACCAGUAAAGAGAGCAGCUUUACCAGCUUAUUCAAAUAACGGAUCACACAUCCGUUUGGAAGGCCUCGAGACAUUCCUGCAGGGUGUUAUUCCCCAAGCCGAAGCCAUCAGUGAUGGAGUCGCACAGGUGAACAUCGAUGUUUCAACUUCGGGAGUAUAUGCAGACAUUCAAGAUGGCAAGAUAUUCCACUUCAGCAGUCUACCAAGACAGGUGCGACUUAUCUAUGAGAUCGACGAGUCAGGUGAUAUAGUACGCUGGUGCACGCGAUAUCUCCGACGACCGAACACGCCGAGCCGACUCCGUUUACUCAAUGGACGAUUCAAUUGCUGAAUCCUG